UGGAGUGGGGAGUCCAGGUGUUUCUCUUGCUGAGCCCAGUGGCUCUAAAGACAGUCUUGAAUUACAGAUUCCUAAACAAGAAACCACAGUCUUUGGUGCUGAAAUGGAACUGUCUGUCAAUGAGGAGACUGAAGUUGUAACUGUUGAAUCAAAUUCCAGCAGGAAAAAUAUUGAGGAGAACAGAACAGCAAAGCCGCGGAGUAAAAAGGGUGAUCCUGAAACUCUGAGAAACAUUAAGAAAAAGAAAAGCAUUCCUAGCAAAGCUAUUCCAAUUGUAAAUUCGACCUGCCCUGUCUCUGAAAAACAAAGAAAUAUCAGACCUUUAGAUAAAGACAAGGCAAUCUCAGAUGCUGUUGGUAGUGACUUGCAAACAGCAAGUUCAGCCUCUGCAGCCGAGGUGAGUGUAGCAGUCAAUAAGCAGCUGUACCAAGGGGAAGACAGUUGCGGAAUAACAGAUGCCUCUCUGAACAAUGAAUGUAAAAAACGCAGAAACACGUAUAAAAUCUCAGUUUUUCAGAAUGCUGAAUAUAAAGAUUGCAGAAAGGCUGGCAUAAUCUCAUCUGAAGCUUUGAUAUCUACAAAUAAAUGUGAACAAAGCAGAGCACAACUUGGGCAAAUAGAAGAACCAUUGGAUCAUCCAAAGGAUCUGUUGGAUGAAAAUACACUUGUUGAUUUUCAAACUGUUGAAACAAAAGCACUGGACUUUUUAAAUGUUGAGACUAAAGAGAGCAGAAGAACGUAUCUAGUCUCGGGCCCUCCAAGGGGAACUGAUUGGAACACUGAAUGUAAAGAUAACAGAAGAACAUUUGUAAUCUCAGAUUUUCAGAAGGCUGAACCCACAGCUAGCGGACAAUCACACAUAGAGCCUGGGCAAGAAGAGAAUUUACAGAACCUUGCUCUCAAAGAUAAAUCUGAAGAAAAUGCAUAUGGUAGCAAAUUGUUUGAUAGAGCUUAUGUUAUGUCAGACAAAUAUGUUACCAAAAGAGCCAAAAGAGAAAACUCCAUAAUCACCCCCACUUUGUAUAAGGCAGAUGGUGGUUCUGUAGUAGAGGCCUGUGAAACAGAAGUUGGUGAAAGCAACAGCACAGCAAAGGUCAGUAAACGCAAAGAGAACAGCAGUAGAAAGAGAAGUAAUGUGGUUGAUGAAAUCUGUGCAGAAAGUGGAAAAAUUUGUAACAAUACUGUAACACACAGCCAACCUUUGAGUGGUCUAAAUGAUCCCGUUGUGCAGCACCUUGCAAAAAGAAGCCAUAUUCCUCAGAAAACAUCCUCUAACACGACACAAGCAGAGUUCAAUGCUAACCCAAACAUGAAAGCAUAUGUAGUUCAUCCUGCAAACAGGUUGAAAAGUUCUAAAAGCAGCCCUGAGAAUCGCACAAAGAAAGUGAAAUCUAAAAGCCAUUGUGCGAAAAUUGCAUUCAAAGAACGCGUUGUCCCAAAUCCCUGUUUUGUGUUCACUCAUAAGGAAAGUGAGUGUGUAAGAGGUAGCAAAACCACUUCACAGGAAAAUCAUUUGGAAGACAGCUGUACUCCUCGGAAAAAAGAGUCCUCUUCACUGGCGGCUGUAAACUCUGACGGUGCCGAUGGUGUGAUUUUAAAGCCACCUUGUGUUCAGAAGGCAUCAGCAGGUGGAGGAGGUGGUGUGGGAGUUUGUAGUGUGCAGGACACGGGUGCUUCAGCACAAACCCCAGUGACUGUCGCCUCACCCAGGGCUGCAGCACAGAGAGCUAAAGAACACCCUGCCGUCCUGGAAAGCCUUCAGAAGUUGGUUCAGGAGGACAGUUCUCUUGGUGGAUUCCAGUGUUACGGACCUGAAACUCAGCAGUGUGGCCUAUUUCACAACCUUCAUUCCCCGGUGAAUACUGUUAAAGACAGUGAGAAGAUUGCACAUACUGUGAAGAACAGUCAAGACAAAACCCCUGAUGGAAGAAUACUGCAGACUGUAACCAACACCAGUUCAAGUGCUUGCGAAGAAGCUGGUAUAGACAAGAAACGCAGGCGAGCUGCAACUGUAGCUAACUACAAGGAGCCACGGCUUAAUAGCAAGUUACGGCGUGAAGAUCAAGAGAAACUGCAGCCCUCUGUGUACAAGGUGUACAAAUAACAAAAUGAGAUGCAAAUUAAACUGGAAUCAGAUGGGCCAAUGUAAUCCCUUUCAUGUUUUUUAAAUGAUAUAUUUUCUAUUCGAUAAAAUACAACAUUAUGUAUAACUGCUUUGGUUUUACUGAUGUUGAAAGGAACCAUACCUGUAUGCAGUGUGUGCUGCAUGCUGGUCCACACUGAGUUUUACUGAAAAUACAUAUAUUUUAUAAUCCAUACUAUAUUUAUUGGAUUAAAAUAAUUAAUGAGCAUGCCUCAGAAUAGUAGUACCCCAAAAUAUUAUCCCUUUGCUGGAAACGACAAACUUCUUGUUUGGUAAAUAUUUUGGUAUGGUUUAUUUGUCCUGUUUUUUGUGAUGAUGCAGAAAUAAGGCUUGUUGAAAGUAUUUAUUUUAAAAUGUCUUGUAAUUUUAUAAUGUAUGUUUGUGAUGAAUCUUCUGUAACAUAA
Molecule: messenger RNA, 2547 nt
Organism: Polyodon spathula (Mississippi paddlefish)
Lineage: Eukaryota; Metazoa; Chordata; Actinopteri; Acipenseriformes; Polyodontidae
Exons: 3
Coding region: 104-2104 (666 amino acids)
Source: RefSeq, a predicted model, not a curated record